Messenger RNA from Eruca vesicaria subsp. sativa (arugula), 3705 nucleotides. The record is from the annotation of a GenBank genome assembly. Lineage: Eukaryota; Viridiplantae; Streptophyta; Magnoliopsida; Brassicales; Brassicaceae.
GCGCCUUACAGAAGAUACAACGACGGAUCAGACUCGAGACUCGGAGACGAAGUGAGUAAGAUACAAUCCAAAACCCUAAUUUCAUCCUUCUGAAUCAUCGAAAUUUCAACAUGGGCGAACAAUCCUCAUCUCAACCACAAUCUCCCCAACCCGAAACUCAAAACCUAAUCCCGCCUCAAUCCACCGUCAAUCCAACCCCCCUCUCCGGCGAAAUCGUCUCCUCCACCACCAUCGACACCCAACGGAUCACACAAUUCGGCAACAUCUCAUCCCCUCCUUCCAAAAUCCCCCUCCGUCCCCGCAAAAUCCGCAAACUCACACACGACGGCGAAGACGCCAAGGCCGAGGAUAAUAACAAACCCGCCGCAUCUAAACCCAAACCAUCUCAUCCCCGCGCCAUAACCGUCCCGAGAAUCCACACCCGCCCGCUCACACACGAAGGCGAGCUCGAGGCAGCGAUUCACCACCUCCGCAACUCCGAUCCCUUCCUCGUCGACCUAAUCGACAUCUACCCUCCGCCGAACUUCGAGUCCUUCCCGACUCCUUUCCUCGCCCUGAUCCGCAACAUUCUCUACCAACAGCUCGCGGCGAAAGCCGGGAACUCAAUCUACACUCGCUUCAUCUCCCUCUGCGGCGGGGAGGAAGCCGCCGUCGUCCCCGAGACGGUCUUGGCCUUGGAUCCUCAGCAGCUUCGGCAGAUCGGAGUAUCGGGGAGGAAAGCGAGUUACCUCCACGACCUCGCGAGGAAGUAUCGGAACGGGAUCUUGUCUGAUUCGGCGAUUGUGAAUAUGGAUGAUAAGUCGUUGUUCACGAUGCUGACGAUGGUUAACGGGAUUGGGUCUUGGUCUGUUCAUAUGUUUAUGAUCAAUUCGCUUCAUAGACCGGAUGUUUUGCCGGUUAAUGAUCUCGGGGUUAGGAAAGGUGUGCAGAUGUUGUAUAACUUGGAGGAGUUGCCGAGGCCUUCGCAGAUGGAGCAGCUUUGUGUUAAGUGGAGGCCGUAUAGGUCGCCAGGAAUCGAUCUCGGGACGGAGGAAAACGCUUCCAAGAGUUUUACCCCGCCUUCGCCGCAACCGCUGUUCUUGUCGCCGAGAGGAAGAAACAAAAAAAAAACGGGAUCAAUGAAUGAAGAAGAGCCUUCAAGAAGUGGUGAAGGAGAAUGUAGCAUAUCAUUGUUUGAUUAUUCUGUUGAAAAUCAUUUAAAGGCAGUGGACUCGAUCUGUGCUCUAUGUAAUGAAUCUGGUAUUGAUAUUGAGAAGACUGAUAUCAACAGACUAUCAUCAUCAGUUACACUCUUGAGGGAAUGGAGGCAUUUUUGUUAUGAAGCAAAAAGUUUUGGAUUUUAUAAUGAAGCUGAAAAAGGUUGUGAACCAAAGGAUGUCAGCAGUCAUACUUUGCCGCAAUUUUCUUCUGCACGAGCUCCUAAGGUUAAGAUAGAUGACGGUGAAUCAUCAUCAUCAUUUGGUGAACUCAGCAAGGAUUUUGUUAUGCAUGUUGGAGGCUCUGUUUGGGCAUUGGAGUGGUGUCCUAGAGUCCAUGGAAAUCCAGAUGCUCAGGCAAAAUGUGAGUUUCUAGCUGUGACUACUCAUCCACCUCAAUCAUACAGUCACAAGAUAGGCGUUCGACUUUCAGGCAGGGGCAUUAUUCAGAUAUGGUGCAUUAUAAAUGUCAAAUGCGAGAACAACGAUAGCGCCCAUAUAUCAGGAAAGAAGACAGUAAAGACUCAAAAGAAGCAAUCCGUUGAGCUUAAUAUUAAAGGAGAACCUAAAAAGCCGAGAGGCAGGCCUAGAAAGCAUCCAAUAGAGGUAACAGAGCCUAAGAAGACAAGAGGAAGACCUAAAAGGAAAUGUACUUCGGAGCUUCCUGUUGACCUUGAUGGUGACGUUAUAUACGUUGAAGCUUUGUCUGUUCGGUAUCCGGAAGAGCCAGUUGUUCCUGAAACUCCUCUUCCGGUAACAGAAACUAAAGCCAACAAUGAAAGCUCAGGACAAGUGUUGUCGUCAGAAAAUGCAAAUAUCAAACUUCCCGUACGGAGGAAGAGACAAAAAACCCAACGUGCUGAAGAAGCUUGCAAACCCGUCAUGUUAGGAGAUAGUAAGGCUAUUGGAAACGUACCAGAAAAAGUAUCCUCAGAUAUCUCUGAAGACAUUGCUCUUCCAAGGGUUGUCUUAUGCCUGGCCCAUAAUGGAAAAGUUGCUUGGGAUAUGAAAUGGCGUCCACCAUCUGCAGAUGAUUCUCUUAAUAAUUAUAGAAUGGGAUAUUUAGCUGUCUUGCUGGGGAAUGGAUCUCUGGAAGUGUGGGAUGUUCCAAUGCCUCAGGCAAUAUCAGCUCUAUAUUUGUCUUCAAAGAAAGAAGCAACUGAUCCUCGUUUUGUGAAACUAGCUCCCGUUUUCAAAUGUUCAAACUUGAAGUGUGGUGAUUCACAGAGUAUUCCUUUGACAGUUGAAUGGUCGACUUUUGGGAACCCUGACUUCUUACUCGCUGGUUGCCACGAUGGCACGGUUGCUCUCUGGAAGUUUUCUAUAACUAAAUCUUCAGAAGAUACAAGACCUUUGCUUUUCUUCAGCGCAGAUACAUCUCCUAUUAGGGCAAUUGCAUGGGCUCCUGGUGAAAGUGAUCAGGAAAGUGCAAACGUAAUAGCUACUGCUGGACAUGGAGGUCUGAAGUUUUGGGACUUACGUGAUCCGUUCCGUCCUUUAUGGGAUUUACACCCCGUACCGAGGUUUAUUUACAGCCUCGACUGGUUACAAGACCCAAAAUGUGUCUUAUUGUCCUUUGACGAUGGUUCAAUGAGAAUCCUAAGCUUGGUGAAGAUUGCCUAUGAUGUUCCCGCAACCGGAAGGCCUUAUCCUAACACAAAACAGCAAGGGUUAAGCAUCUACAACUGUUCAUCUUUUCCCAUCUGGGGUAUUCAAGUAUCACGGCUAACAGGUAUGGCUGCUUAUUGCACUGCGGAUGGGUUCGUUUUUCAUUUCCAGCUUACGACCAAAGCAGUGGAAAAAGACUCGAGAAAUCGCACACCGCACUUCCUCUGUGGACGACUAACAAUGAACGAUUCCACUUUUAUAGUGCAUACUCCAGUGCCUAACAGACCAAUCAUCUUGAAGAAGCCAGUUAGUGAGAACGGUGAAAAACAGAGAUGCCUUAAAAGUCUUUUGAACGAAUCUCCUAACCGACACACGUCUCCAGCUUCAGAUGCUCAGCCUCUAGCUUUUGCAGAGGAUGAGGAUUUGGGGUUAGAGUCUGAAGCCGAGGGAACUAACAACAAAUCAUCAAAAUCAAAGUCUAAAAAGGGGAAGAGCACAAUAAUAGAGGAGGAGAACAAAGGAGCACUUGUUUGUGUUAAAGAAGAUGGUGAUGAAGAAGAAGGAAGAACAAGAAAAGAAGCAAACAACAGUAGCAGCGGAGUGAAAGUAGAACAGUUCCCACCUAAAAUGGUGGCGAUGCAUCGAGUGCGGUGGAAUAUGAACAAAGGAAGCGAAAGAUGGUUGUGUUAUGGUGGAGCUGCUGGGAUCGUUCGGUGUCAAGAGAUUGCUUCAUUUGGUUCGGUCGGUAAACAAAACUGGAGAUAAAUGUUAGUCCUAUGUAGAACAAAGAUCUUGGAUGCUUUUUAAAUAUCUUAAUCAUUUAGUCACAAAUUAAUGAUAUAUGGGAAACUUAUUCCAUUCUAAAAGUUUAUUGAUUCUGUCGUAGAAACAAGGACCAAAG